AUGGAUUCUCACUCCCAAUCCGAGCAACCAAAUCCCCCUAAGAAGAACCGCAGCAUCAUCGCUUUCGUAUUACUGCGAUGGCUUAUCGCAAUUCUAUUACCCUUCGUUUUCUUGUUCUCUGUUCCCUUUCUUUUGGGUUUACUGCUUCUCAUCCUCGCCGAUUUCUCUGUUCCUAACCCCAUAUCUCUCCCAUCACACUGCAAAAUCGUCUCCACCGGUGUUGAUAUUAGAUCAUCUAAGAUUUGUGAACUCGGAUUGUUAGAUUAUAAAGCAAAAGAUGUUUUUCGUCAUUUUGAAAGAAGCAAAUUUCGCUGCCGUUAUGAUUACUAUUGGGCUUCAGUAUUCAAGGUGGAAUACCAAGAUCACUUUUCAGGUCAGAAACAAGUUGCGUUUGCUGAGGCUCCGAGUGAAGCCCUUCCUCUUUAUUGCAGGCCUAACUUUGGUGCUGCAUGGCUGACGCAGUACAAAUUUAAGGUAAACGAGACUUAUGAUUGCUGGUACACAUCUGGCAUUUCAAAAGUGCAUUUAUAUCAAGACAAUCUCUUUGGUUGCCGUGCCGACGAGCAGUCUACUAUUGAGAAGAUUGUACAAUAUUCUACCCAGGCCAUGGAGACGAUAAAUUAUUGGUUUUCCGAUAAGAGAAGGAGGGCCCAAUUUUGGAGGUGGGAAAUAGUAGCUGGCGCCAUAUCUGGAUUCUCAACAGCUUUGAUCUCCAUAACCUUUAUUAUGUUCCUCAAACAACUUCUAUCUUCAGUACAUCGACCGUUUGCAGCAUGGAUACUUUCUUGGCGUGUCAAUGCUGUUCUCAUCAGGCGCGUGUGUUUUCUUAUUGCAUACUUAUCUUUUGUGGCUUGGUUAGCUAUUGAAUAUGGGAAGAGGCUUGGUCUCACAGAUAUUUUCAGAUUCCCAAGAUUCUAG
Molecule: messenger RNA, 918 nt
Organism: Lathyrus sativus (Indian pea)
Lineage: Eukaryota; Viridiplantae; Streptophyta; Magnoliopsida; Fabales; Fabaceae
Source: the annotation of a GenBank genome assembly